AUGUAUUUGUCUCUCUUUCCUUACGUGUAUGCAAGCGUUCGCCUAUCCGUUAGUCUCUCUUUCUCUCUCCCUCGUCGUAUUCACACUCCUAUCUGUUUGUCUUUCUAUUUUUCUGUUUAUCCCUGUGUAUGCCUUUUUAUAUUUGUCUCUUUGAAUGGAGUGUUUAGAUUAUCAUUAAACAACCUGACAUUUAUAGAACAUGCGGACUGGACGCCAUCAGAAACGACACGUGACCUGUGUAGAAACAAAGGUCUUCCCAAGGCCAAAUCUCUAAAACAAGUCUACCAGGAAUUAAACGGGAAGCAAAAAUGCCCGUACAACCCUCGUCAAAAUUCAACGGCAGUUAUGACCAAAGAUGGAAAUCUCUACACGGGCACGGUGAUGGACAUUCAGGCUCGGGACCAUGCUAUAUCUCGAGUUAUGGGACCGUUGCCGAUUCUGCGAACGUUGAGAAGCAAUUCUAAAUGGCUAAAUGAACCGAAUUUUGUGUCAUCGUACGAAAUAGAUAGUUACAUCUAUUUCUUCUUCCGUGAAACGGCAGUAGAACAUAUCAAUUGUGGAAAAACUGACCGUGGGGGUGAUAGUCUGUUGUUAGAGAACAACUGGACCACGUUCCUCAAGUCUCGCAUUAACUGUUCUCUUGCGGGAGAAUUUCCUUUUUAUUUUGACGAAAUACAAGGCACCUAUUAUUCACGGGAAGAAAAAAAGAUAUACGCAGUUUUUGGUACUGGGGUCAACGGCAUCCCGGGGUCUGCAGUUUGUGUGUAUGCAUUAGACACAUUCCAUAAGUCUUUUACGGGAGCAUUCAAAUACCAAAAGGACGCUAUAUCCGCAUGGACCCGUAUGGAAAACCACAAAGCGGAAGCACAGUGCCCGAGCCCAGGAAGCAGCAGCAAACGUUCCUACAGUAAUCACAUUUCACAAGUGCUUCUCGAUGCCCAAAAAUACCAAAUGAUGAAUGACGCUGUCCAGCCUAUCAGUAUCAUGCCUGCAUUUUAUGCUGGAGGACAAAGGUGGACGCACAUUGUGGUCGACACUGUGUAUGCACUCAAAGGAAAGUUUUCUGUCGUCUUCGUAGGCACCACUAAGGGGAUAAUAAAAAAAAUGUUGCAAAUCCCAUCGCAAAAUUUAAGUUGCACUCUUGAGGAAAUCAAAGUGACUCCUGAAGGGAGAGAUAUUCCGGUGAUGGCAAUGGUCAAAUCUAAAGAACAGAGAGCUGUGUAUGUUGGCGUAUCACCAUACGUUUUCAAAAUUCCGUUUGAAAGAUGCCAUCGACUGAAAACAAAAAGCAUGUGCCUACAGGCAAGAGAUCCUUAUUGUGCUUGGAAUACUAUAAAUAAAACUUGUGCCAGUCCACCAAGAAAUGAACUUGGAGCUCAUUAUUGGCUUCAAGACAUUACGUCAUGUCCGGUUCUGGAAACACCAGUGGACGGCAAAUGGUCAGCGUGGUCAGAAUGGACACAAUGCAAACUAAUGGGAACUGACCGACUGGGAGAUGACUGCUGGUGCAGAACCAGGGUAUGUGACAAUCCUAAGCCGCGACUUGGUGGUAAGGACUGCAUGGGAGACACGGUUGAAGUUUUUCUUAUCUGCCGGCCAUAA
This is a messenger RNA of Acanthosepion pharaonis, 1602 nucleotides long. NCBI's taxonomy places the organism in Eukaryota, Metazoa, Mollusca, Cephalopoda, Sepiida, Sepiidae. The record is from the annotation of a GenBank genome assembly.